Molecule: messenger RNA, 455 nt
Organism: Anopheles darlingi
Lineage: Eukaryota; Metazoa; Arthropoda; Insecta; Diptera; Culicidae
Exons: 3
Coding region: 56-307 (83 amino acids)
Source: RefSeq, a predicted model, not a curated record
CAGUAGGUUGUAUAAAAGCCUGCAGUUGGCGCACUGGUGUACCAUAUUCGUCAACAUGAAGGUAACCAGCGUGUGCAUUCUAGUUGCUGUACUUCUGUGCUCUGCCACCGUGGCCGAUGCCAUAGUCUAUUGUUAUGCAUCCACUUGCACCCAGUGUAAAAACAUCGGGGCCAAUAACUGUGGGUAUGGUACAUUGCGCUCCAAAGGAAUCUCAUGUGAUGGCCAGACGGCGAUUAAAAGCUGUGCGGACUGUAAGGUACGAGCUGGCAGAUGCGUUCAAAGUGGUAUAUUGGAGUGUUAUUUGUGAACGGGAUUGCACGGAUUUCGGGAUCGAGACUUCGCUUUGCGAUACAUUUCCAGCUUGAUAUGCGAAACAGCAGCUACGAAUCUUAAUCGACCCUUUUAGAAUUAUGUUGGCACGAGUGCUUGAAUAAAAAAAAAAAGAGAAUCAUUCA